This is a messenger RNA of Strongylus vulgaris, 227 nucleotides long. NCBI's taxonomy places the organism in Eukaryota, Metazoa, Nematoda, Chromadorea, Rhabditida, Strongylidae. The record is from the annotation of a GenBank genome assembly.
AUGAGAGGGGUGCCGUUCCGUGCUAUCGAAGCGGAUAUCUAUGACUUCUUCAAUCCUAUCCGUCCAGCGCACGUUGAAAUAAUUCAUGAAGCAAGUGGACGUCCGUCUGGAGAAGCUCGUGUUGAAUUUUCGAGUCGAAAGGACUAUGAUGACGCUUUGUUAAAGGACAAGCAAUACAUGGGACCGCGCUACGUGGAGCUCUUUCCCGAUUUCGGAAGGUAUUGAAA